CCACUCUUUCAUAGCAAAUAUCUAUUCCUUCUUCUCUAAUCUUCUACUCUUUCAUAAUCUUUCUCUGCUCAAACAUUGUUUAUUUCCAAUGGGAAAAACUAAUAAUAGUAAGAUUCUGAUAAUUGGAGCAACUGGGUUUGUGGGGAAGUUCAUGGUGGAAGCAAGUGCUAAGGCUGGUCACCCAACCUUCGCCCUCUUUCGAGACUCCACUCUUUCUGAUCCAUCAAAAGCAUCCAUCAUCCAAACAUUUAAAAUCUUAGGUGUCAACCUGCUUUUGGGAGAUAUUCAUGACCAUCAGAGUUUGGUCGAGGCGAUGAAGAAGGUGGAUGUGGUAAUAUCUAUUGUGAGUCACAGGCAGUUACAAGAUCAAUAUAACAUCAUUUCUGCUAUUAAGGAAGCCGGAAAUAUUAAGAGGUUCUUUCCUUCGGAGUUUGGAAACGAUGUGGAUCGAGCUCAUGCUGUAAACGAAGGGCACGAGCUAUUUGACAGAAAAGUUAAAUUUCGUCGAACCAUUGAGGCUGAAGGAAUUCCUCAUACCUUUGUUGUGGCUAACUUUUUCACUGGACACUUUCUACCCACUUUGUCGGAACUUCAUUGGAUAAAAACACCACUUGAUAAGGUUGUUAUACUUGGGGAUGGAAAAACCAAAGCUGUUCUUAAUACGGAAGAAGAUGUUGCUACUUACACCAUUAGAAGUGUUGAUGAUCCAAGAACCUUGAACAAAAUUCUCUAUGUCCGACCACCGGGUAACACCUUGUCGUACAAUGAUCUGGUAUCUCUCUGGGAGAAGCAUCACAGUGAGACUCUUAAAAGAGUCUAUGUCUCGGAAGAGAAAGUUUUGAAGCAUAUUGAAGAAUCUUCAUACCCCAUCAACAUGGGUCUGUCAAUUUGCCACUCUGCAUAUGUGGAGGGAGAUCACACUAACUAUGAAAUAAAGCCUUCGUUUGGAGUUGAAGCUUCAAAGCUGUAUCCUGACGUUAAAUACACAACUUUAGACGAGUUCUUCCGGAAAAAUGAUGCUUGCACGCCAUUUUACUUGAACCAACUUAUAACCGUUAAUGAUGUAUAGAAUUUUACUUCUAGUACACUUAUCUGGAAGUGUUGAUUUUGCUUAAAGAUGCAUAAAACAGAGUUAGGAUAUCUUUUUCUCAUUGUCAAAAACUUAUUCUUCCAAAUAAAGAAACAUAGAGUUAGCGUGUGGAGAUGCUACAGAUAUUCUAGUUCUGUCACAUGUCACAUGUCUGUAAUUGUUUAUUAUUGCCUUUUUUUGGAGGCAAGGGAUUACUUCUUUUGCUCUAUAAAUAA
Molecule: messenger RNA, 1305 nt
Organism: Vigna unguiculata (cowpea)
Lineage: Eukaryota; Viridiplantae; Streptophyta; Magnoliopsida; Fabales; Fabaceae
Product: phenylcoumaran benzylic ether reductase Pyrc5-like
Molecular function (GO): oxidoreductase activity
Source: RefSeq, a predicted model, not a curated record